UUCGUUAUUUAAAUGAAGAUGGAUUCAAGAAAUCUACCGUUUGCGUGUGAAAGAGAGAAGUUUCGGAGAUGGAAACAACAAGUACUGCUUCAACUGUAAGGACCGAAAAGCUGCAGCCGCUGCAGCAUCAACCUUUGAGGCCAGAACAGGGGGUGAGAAAGAUGAGAGCAAUGGUGGGUAUUGACGAGAGUGAUGAGAGUUUCCAUGCACUCCAAUGGACCCUUGAUAACCUCUUGGAUCGUGUCACAGCAGCCGCACCUGAAGCUAGCGAAGACGAUGGUUUGCUGAUCACUCUUGUUCAUGUUCAGCAGCCUUUCUACCGCUACCUUAUCCCUGCUGGACCCGGAGGCACAGCAUUUUACAUGCCAUCUUCAGUGGAGGAAUCGAUAAAGAAUGAUCAAGAACAAAUUUCGAAAGCUUUACUCAAUCGUGCAUCGCAUAUGUGCAAGGAUAAAAUGGUUAAAGUAGAGACUUUGAUUCUUGAAGGCGAUCCAAAAGAAGAGAUAUGCCAAGCAACUGAGCAAAUGCAUGUUGAUCUUCUUAUCGUAGGCAACCGCAACCUUGGAAAGAUUAAGAGAGCUUUCUUGGGUAGUGUAAGUGACUAUUAUGCUCAUCAUGCAAAUUGCCCCGUCCUUAUUGUUAAGCCACCAAAAGAAGCCAACGAAGCAGCGACCAAUGCGCCCAAUUGA
This is a messenger RNA of Durio zibethinus, 689 nucleotides long. NCBI's taxonomy places the organism in Eukaryota, Viridiplantae, Streptophyta, Magnoliopsida, Malvales, Malvaceae. The record is from RefSeq and is a predicted model, not a curated record.